Molecule: messenger RNA, 1327 nt
Organism: Cuscuta epithymum
Lineage: Eukaryota; Viridiplantae; Streptophyta; Magnoliopsida; Solanales; Convolvulaceae
Source: the annotation of a GenBank genome assembly
CACGAGGGCAAAUGUCGUGAUCCCCCACGGUGCUACCAAUGCGGAGAUACGGGGCACAUAAAGCCCAAUUGCCCUCAACUUGGUGGGAACCGGUCAUCAGGGCCAAGCAGUGCAACCAUGGUGAGUAGAAACCGGGGUGGGGCACCCAAUGCAAGCACGAACCACGGCGGGGCAAGUACAAGCAACGCACCCUCCGUGAACCAAGGAAGGGCUCAAGCGAGAGUGUACGCAAUGACCGAGGCCGAUGCUCGGGCUAAUCCCGACUCCGUCGCAGUUUCAGGCAGAACUUGAAGGUUGCUACCAUCACCGUUGCUUCGGGCGGAUUAUCAAGGAGAGGAGACGUGGUUCGUGCUUCCUCCGUUUCUGUUUUAAACAUUCAAAUUAAUGCUCAUGGAUACUUUUUUCCGAAUAAUUAUUUAGGGCUUGCACGCCCGUGUUUGCCACGUGUGGCUCGAAUGCUUGUAUUAAUAUUUCCGCUGCUUAAUUAAAUGAUUUACAUUAUGAUUGUUUAUGGAUGUACUAAUGUGAAUGGUAUUCAAGACGCCUUGUAUAGUAUGGAUGAGUUGGACUGCGGUUGACUAUUCGUACUGUACGGCGGGUUGUUGACGUGUCCGGGAAGGUCCGGGGCGUGACACAGGAGGCUGAGCUAGAGCGCCUGAGGAAGGUGGAGGCAAAGGCUGCUUCAGCCGAUGAGGCCCUCCAAGAUCUCAAGGACAAGGCCAAGGCUGCGGAGGAUGAGAUGAGGCUCCUACAGCUCCGGCUUGAUGAGGCCGAGGCGGCUCGGAAGGAAGCCGCAGAGGCUGCUGACGUUGCCCUGAAGAGAGCCGAGGAGGCGGAGCGGCUCAAAGCUGAUGCUGACAAGGCUGCCGAGAAGGCCGUAGCUGACUUCAAGGCCGAGGGGGUGGAAAGCCGAUGAUCAGCUCCCCUUUUGUUACGAGGUGGUCGCUGAGAGGUUGACCGACUGGACGACAAAGGAUCCCGUCGGCGAAGAAUUUUGGAUGAACGAGAUGCAAGCUUUCUACGACUGCGGCCAGUAUAGGAUGCAGAAGCUGGUCUAUAGGAAGCUUCGUCGUCGCUUCCGGAAGAUGAGGCCGAGGGGUCUGAGUCUCCCUCGACGAAUGAAGAAUCCUGAUGAGGAUAUGAAGCUUCCCCCGUCGGAGAGGCAGCUUCCAAUCUUGAGUUCGGAUGAAGGGGAAGACCCAUGGAGCGAUAGCGAUGAUUACUUGCUCGAAGGGCCCGCCGAUUCUCAGGCCGAUGAGGAUGAUGGUGGUGAUGAUGAUGCCGAUGACGGCCGUGGUGAUGGUGCUGUUGGCGGUGGAAUGCCGGC